Messenger RNA from Mucor velutinosus, 3498 nucleotides. RefSeq lists its product as uncharacterized. Gene Ontology annotation, cellular component: cytoplasm; nucleus. Bases 1 to 3498 code for a protein of 1165 amino acids. Gene Ontology annotation, biological process: protein phosphorylation; signal transduction. The record is from RefSeq and is a predicted model, not a curated record. The transcript has 5 exons. Gene Ontology annotation, molecular function: protein serine/threonine kinase activity; ATP binding. Lineage: Eukaryota; Fungi; Mucoromycota; Mucoromycetes; Mucorales; Mucoraceae.
AUGCAGAAUCAAAAUCUCACUCAAACACUUCAGAUUUCAGAAUUGGAGGCCAAGAUUGAGCAUAGCAGAACUAUGCGAGACAAGUUCAUUCAAAUGAGACCCUUAUUGAAGGAUCGAAAUGUGAUUUCAGACUGUGAAACUCAGAUCAAAGAAUACCAAAAGUACAUUGAUUACUUUACUGAGGAACUGCACCGGCUCGAGGCAAAACAAGACAACGCUUCGGAUUCUGGUUCAGAGAGCCCAGUGGCGCUUCAGCAGCAAAAUCAGCAACUGCAAGCUCAAUCCGAACAUCCGCCUCGCACUAGCUCCAUGGCAACAAACCCAAACGAUGUUACCGUAAUUGCCCCUAGAAAGAAGGAUGACAAGAAAAAGUACUCCAACUUGGACUUAUUAAUGUCAGAAACUCCCUACAACAAGCCCAAGGUGUCUCUCAAACUACAUGAGCUGGAGUACAAGCUGGAUGUCGAAAAGACUGUAUUGAAGGGUAUUCGAGGUAUGGUAGAUGUGAUGGAGCGCAACCCCUCUACAGAUCGCAAGAGUCGUACUGAGGUACAAGACAAGAUGUCGGAAAGUCAAGAGAAACUUGGUUUGUUGAAUUCUGCCUUGAGAAAAUACAAGAGUCUAUACAUUGGCGAAGGUGGCGAUGAAGAUGACUAUGAACUGGAAACACCUCCUUCUGCUCGUUUGCCUCCUGGUUUCCGAAGACCCGUUACUGGUAAACUGCAGCUGGAAAUUUUAGAGGCUAUGGAAUUAGCACAUGCUCCUACUCGUAUGAUUCGUUCACCGGCUACUGUAGUGUUGGUCAAGAUCGAUAACCAAAUUGUAUUCCGCUCAAGACCUGCUCGCAAUGACAAAUGGAAUGAACUGUGUGAAACGCAUGUCAACAAGGCUUCCGAAAUUGAAAUUAGUGUCUAUGAUCAAUCGACCGAGAAAUCAUUGCCUAUCGGUUUCUUUUGGCUCAAAAUCACGGAUAUCACCGAAGGUCUUCGUAAGCGUAAGAUCCCUCAAUGGAUGUUGGCUGAAGAGGCUCAAAAGCUGCGUCAUGAUGCCGAUGGCAAUUCCAUCAUGGACAGAGAAGAUAGCAGCGCUACUCUUCACCCUGUUCCUCCCGUGCAAGUAACUCAAAAUGAAGGUGGUAUUGAAGCUUGGUUUGAUGUGGAGCCCGUUGGUAAAUUGGCGCUUCGACUGAACUUUGUCCGUGCAGAUGGCAACCGUCGUCCUAUGGAUAAAUUGGGCCGUGCUGGUGCUGUCCGUCAACGUCGUGAAGAAGUGGUUGAGGUCAAUGGCCAUCAAUUCUUGGAAAAGAGAUUCUACAACGUCAUGAAGUGUGCGUUGUGUCAAGAAUUCUUUGUCAACAGCGGUUAUCAGUGUGAGGACUGUGAGUACACCUGUCAUAAAAAGUGUUCCAGCAAAGUUGUUACCAAAUGUAUUGCCAACUCCAAGGAUAAUGACUCGGAUGAAGACAAGCUUAAUCACAAGAUUCCUCACCGCUUCGAACCUAUUACCAAUAUUGGUGCCAAUUGGUGUUGCCACUGUGGUUACAUGCUACCUUUGGGAUCUCGUGGAUCUAAAAAGUGCUCAGAAUGUGGUAUCACUGCUCACACUCGUUGCGAGCAUUAUGUACCUGAUUUCUGUGGUCUAAGCAUGGAGAUGGCCAAUCAAAUGUUGGCUGAAAUCAAGGCAGCUGCUAAGCGCAAAACACUGGAAACCAAAAAUAGCAGUAGUCGUAUCUCCAAGGACAAGAUGGAGAUGGCACAGGAUGGCCCUCUUCCUGCUCUGCCUCAACAACAGCCAUCAUCUGUGGACGAUGAGCUUAGUUCUCGACUCUCUUCAUCGGUCUCAUUAGCUCCUCAAACACCUCAAAAGAGCCCUAUUGUUGUGCCACAAACUCCACCUGCCAUGUAUAAUCAUAAUGCACCACUUGCUCAGCAACAUCAUUCGCAACAUUCGCCUCAAACACAGCACCAACCACAACAACCUUACUAUUCACCAUCGCAAUCGCCCAUGAGCAUGCCCCAACCCUCUAGAAUUUACCCUCAACAGCCCAUGCCACCUCAACAGCAACAACAGCGCCCUCCACAACCUCCUGCUCAUGUUCAACCGCACCAUCCCCAGCAACAGCAACCUCCUUAUGGCUACAACGGUCCUCCUGUCAAUGUUGACCCCAGAUACCAACAACAUCAACAGCAGCAACAGCAGCAAAUGUAUUAUCAGCAGCAGCAGCAGCAGCAGCAACAACAGCAACAACAGCAACAACAGCAACAACAAAAUAGACCCUCUAUGCCUUAUAGUCCAUACCAGAACCAGCACCCUUCCAUGAUGGGUAGACCUCAACCUAAUCCCAACUAUUCUCCCGUCUAUCAACAGCAACCACCUCAAAUGCAACAACAACAAUCUUCAUAUGGUGGCAUGGCGCCUCCUCCUAAGCAACAGCAGCAAUUACCACCACCACAGCACUUGCAAAAGCAGCCAAGUAUGAUGCAGCAAAAACGAAAGGUGCAGUUGGACAACUUCAGUUUCUUGGCUGUGCUUGGUAAAGGUAACUUUGGUAAGGUCAUGCUGGCCGAAGAGAAGUUUGACAAGAAGCUGUAUGCUAUCAAGAUGCUCAAGAAGCGAUUCAUUAUUGACAAUGAUGAAAUUGAGAGUGUUCGUUCAGAGAAACGUGUCUUCCAAGCAGCAAAUCGCGAACGCCACCCCUUCUUAAUCAACCUCCACUCAACUUUCCAAACAGAAACCCGUGUCUACUUUGUCAUGGAAUACGUGAACGGCGGUGAUUUGAUGUGGCACAUUCAACGAGGCCAAUUCUCUGAGAGAAGAGCUAAAUUCUACGCUUGUGAAGUCUUGUUGGCAUUGGAGUAUUUCCAUAGUCAAAACAUCAUUUACCGUGAUCUCAAGUUGGAUAACAUCAUGUUGAGUUUGGAUGGUCAUAUCAAGAUGGCUGAUUACGGUCUAUGUAAGGAAAACAUGGGCUAUGGUAAAACUACGGGUACUUUCUGUGGUACGCCUGAAUUUAUGGCGCCUGAAAUUCUGAGGGAACAAAACUAUGGUCGUGCUGUCGAUUGGUGGGCCUAUGGUGUCUUGAUCUAUGAAAUGUUGUUGGGUCAAUCUCCUUUCCGUGGUGAAGAUGAAGAUGAAAUCUUUGACGCUAUCUUGGAAGAUGAUAUCUUGUAUCCUAUCAACAUGUCGAGCGAUUCUAUUUCCAUCUGUCAGCAAUUAUUACAACGUGAACCUACACAAAGAUUGGGUGCUGGUCCAGAUGAUGCUAUUCCCAUUAAGCGUCAUCCCUUCUUCCGUGGCGUCAACUGGGACGAUAUGUUGGCUAAGCGUGUACCUCCUCCCUUCUAUCCUACUAUUUCUGGUCGUUUGGAUACCUCCAACUUUGAUGAAGAAUUUACCAACGAAACACCUGCUUUGACUCCCAUUGACUCGAAUCUCAACCGUGUUGAGCAACAAGAGUUCCAAGCCUUCUCUUAUGUUGCUGAUUGGGUUACUGGAUAA